AUGUAUUUAGCAGUUUCUUUGUUUCUUUUUUAUUGCAAUCAACAUAUCCUUCUUUCUUUCUUUCUUUCUUUCUUUCUUUCGUUCCUGUCAUCUUUCUUGCCUCGCUUUUCUUUCCUAUACCUUCCGUUUUCUUUCUUUCUUUCUUUCUUUCUUUUUCUUUCUUUCUUUCUUUCUUUCUUUUCCCGUAUAGCUGUCAUCUUUCUUGCCUCGCUUUUCUUUCCUAUACCUUCCGUUUUCUUUCAUUCUUUUCUCUUUCUUUCUUUCUUUCUUUCUUUCGUUUUCGUUCUUUCGUUUUUUCUUUUUUCUUUCUUUUCCCGUAUUGCUGUCAUCUUUCUUCCCCUUUUUUUCUUUCCUAUACCUUCCGUUUUCUUUCUUUCUUUCUUUCUUUCUUUCUUUCUUUCUUUCUUUCGUUCGUUCGUUCGUUCGUUUGUUUGUUCUUUCUUUCUUUCUUUUCCCGUAUUGCUGUCAUCUUUCUUGCCUCGCUUUUCUUUCCUAUACCUUCCGUUUUCUUUCUUUCUUUCUUUCUUUCUUUCUUUCUUUCUUUCUUUCUUUCUUUCUUUCGUUUUCUUUCUUUCUUUCUUUCUUUCUUUUUCUUUUUCGUUUGUUCUUUCUUUCUUUUCUUUUCCUAUACCUUCCGUUUUUUUCUUUCUUUCUUUCUUUUGCCUUUCUUUUUUUCUUUCGUUCGUUCCGUUUGUUCUUUCGUUUUCUUUUUCGUUUCUUUCUUUCUUUCUUUUCUUUUCUUUCGUUUUCUUUCUUUCUUUCUUUCUUUCGUUCGUUCGUUCGUUCCUGUCAUCUUUCUUGCCUCGCUUUUCUUUCCUAUACCUUCCGUUUUCUUUCUUUCUUUCUUUCUUUCUUAUGUUCGAUCGCUUGUUCGAACCCCUCCCAGUAUAUGUCUCUCUUUCUUUCUUUCUUUCUUUCUUUCUUUCUUUCUUUCUUUCUUUCUUUCUUUUUGUUCUUUUGUUCUUUUAUUUAGCUGGGCACAUGUUAUUUUCUUUCUUUCUUUCUUUCUUUCUUUCUUUCUUUCUUUCUUUCUUUCUUUCUUCCGUUCGAUCGCUUGUUCGAACCCCUCCCAGUAUAUGUCUUUCUUUCUUUCUUUUGUUCGUUUAUUUAGCUGGGCACAUGUUAUUUUCUUUCUUUCUUUCUUUCUUUCUUUCUUUCUUUCUUUCUUUCGUUAAUUCGUGUGUUCGAGGCCAUCGCAUAUUUCUUUCUUUCAUUUGUCUGGCCCUAUAUCUAUACAUCUCUUUCUUUCUUUCUUUCAUUCUUUUGUUCAUUUGCCUGUUGAAGUAUAUUUCUUUCUUUUUUUCUUUCUUUUUUCGUUCGUUUCUUCGAGCAUAUGUCAGUAUAUUCCAUGUUAGUAUAUUUCUUUCUUUCUUUCUUUCUUUCUUUCUUUCUUUCUUACGUUCGUUUGUUCGAGCAUAUGUCACUAUAGUUCUUUCUUUCUUUCAUUUGUCUCGGCCCAUAUCUGUAUAUCUCUUUCUUUCAUUCAUUCUUUCUUUCGUUCGCUGGUUGAAGCCCAUUUCAGCAUAUUUCUUUCUUUCUUUCUUUCUUUCGUUCGUUUCUUCGAGAAUAUGUCAGUAUAUUCUUUCUUUCUUUCUUUCAUUCUUGUGUUCUUUCGUUAAUUCGUUUGUUCGAGGCCAUUUUAGUAGACUUCUUUCUUGCUUGCUUUCUUUCUUUCUUUCGUUCAUUUGCCUGGGCUCAUGUCUGUAUAUUUCUUUCUUUCAUUCAUCAUUUCUUUCUGUCUUUCUGUCUUUCUUUCUUUCUUUCUUUCUUUCUUACGUUCGUCUGUUCGAGUACAUUUCACUAUAUUUCUUUCUUUCUCUCUUUCGUUCGUUUGUUCGUUCGUUCGUUUCUUCGAGCACAUAUCAAUAUAUUUCUUUCAUUUUUUUUCUUUCUUUCCGCAUUUCAGUAUAUUUCUUUCUUUUCUUACUUUCUUUGGUUGAGGCCAUUUUUAGUAUAUUUCUUUCUUUCUUUCGUUCAUUUGCUGGGCUCAUGUCUCUAAGUUUCUUUCUUUCAUUCUUUUGUUCGUUCGAGUUCAUGCCUAUCUAUUUCUUUGUAGCAAAGGAUAGUUUUUCUUUCGAAAAAAAAAAUGACAAUAUAUUUCCUUCACUCUUCCUUUCAUUGUUACAAAUGAAUGUAUUUCAUUCAUUUUUUCUUUCUUUCUUCUUUCUUUCUUUCUUUCUUUCUUUCUUUCUUUCUUUCUUUCCGGCCAAUCUACGAAAGAUACAUUCUGCUCCCAUAACACCUAUCUUCACUCUUUCUUUUCAUUGCUACACAUGCAUGUAUUUCAUUCAUUUUUUCUUUCUUUCUUUCUUUCUUUCUUUCUUUCUUUUUUCCUUCUUUCCCGCCAUCUACGAAAGAUACAUUCUGCUCUCAUAA
Messenger RNA from Acanthosepion pharaonis, 2376 nucleotides. NCBI's taxonomy places the organism in Eukaryota, Metazoa, Mollusca, Cephalopoda, Sepiida, Sepiidae. The record is from the annotation of a GenBank genome assembly.